Molecule: messenger RNA, 1944 nt
Organism: Neltuma alba
Lineage: Eukaryota; Viridiplantae; Streptophyta; Magnoliopsida; Fabales; Fabaceae
Product: uridine 5'-monophosphate synthase-like
Exons: 7
Coding region: 268-1701 (477 amino acids)
Biological process (GO): 'de novo' UMP biosynthetic process; 'de novo' pyrimidine nucleobase biosynthetic process
Molecular function (GO): orotate phosphoribosyltransferase activity; orotidine-5'-phosphate decarboxylase activity
Source: RefSeq, a predicted model, not a curated record
AGUACAGCAGUAUGAUGUGAGAAAUUGCCAUUCCCUAUACCGUCGAUAGCAUUGCCGGCGGCGACCAACCAAAAAGUGGGUCUCUCUUAGUUUCUUUUGGGGUCCCGCCCUUUUAUCCCUUUGCGUUUUCUCGCGCCUUUUGCCGGUGUAGCACUCUCUGGUCCAGCGCACACUGAGAAUAACCAUUUUCCGGCAGUCUCAAGAUUUGAUCUUCGACCAAUUGUUAUACUUAUAACACUCUCUGAAGGACACACUAUCUGUGAGGGAAUGUUAACACCGUUGUUGAUGGAAUCCCUUGUUCUUAAUCUCCAUGAGAUCUCUGCUGUCAAAUUUGGCAACUUCAAGCUCAAAUCUGGCAUUUCCUCACCAAUAUACUUGGACCUCCGACUCAUUAUAUCAUACCCUUCCCUUCUCCGCCAAGUCUCCCAAACACUGAUAUCCUCUGUCUCCUCCUCUUCCUUUGACCUUGUAUGCGGUGUCCCUUACACUGCUCUACCCAUUGCCACUUGUGUCUCAGUCACUCAGAAUAUUCCCAUGGUCAUGCGCCGCAAGGAAAUCAAAGACUAUGGCACUGCUAAAGCCAUUGAAGGUGAUUUCAAGGCUGGCCAAAGUUGCUUGAUCAUUGAGGAUUUAGUUACCAGUGGCACUUCAGUAUUAGAAACUGCUGCGCCCCUGCGUGCUGCAGGGUUGAAGGUUAGCGAUGCUGUUGUUUUGAUUGAUAGAGAGCAAGGUGGGAGAGAGAAUUUGGAGGAGAAUGGGAUCAGGCUACAUUCAAUUGUUAAGUUGACUGAAAUGGUAAACAUUUUGAGGGAAAAGGGAAAGCUUGAGAAGGAUAUGGUAGAGGUUGUUAUGAAAUUCUUGGAAGAGAAUCAGAGGGUUGCUGCAUUAGCAAAGUCAAUGAAGCCUAAAAGGGUCAAGGCUUUGUCUUUUGGGGAAAGGGCAAAGUUGUCUAAGAACCCAACUGGGAAGAGGUUGUUUGAGAUUAUGGCCGAGAAGGAGAGUAAUCUUUGUUUGGCUGCAGAUGUUGGAACUGCAGCUGAAUUGCUUGAAAUUGCAGAAAAGGUUGGGCCUGAGAUAUGCUUGCUGAAAACUCACGUGGAUAUUUUGCCCGAUUUUACUCCUGAUUUUGGCUCUAAGCUUCGCAUGAUUGCAGAGAAACAUAAUUUCUUAGUCUUUGAGGAUCGUAAAUUUGCUGAUAUCGGUAACACAGUUACUAUGCAAUAUGCAGGGGGGAUUUAUCACAUUCUGGAGUGGGCUGAUAUGGUAAACGCUCACAUUAUUUCUGGUCCAGGAAUUGUUGAUGGAUUGAAGUUGAAGGGUUUGCCUCGGGGUAGGGGCUUGUUGUUGCUUGCUGAAAUGAGUUCAGCCGGUAACCUUGCCACAGGAGAUUAUACAGCUGCAGCGGUGAGAGUUGCCGAGGAUCAUUCGGAUUUUGUCAUUGGCUUCAUUUCAGUCAAUCCAGCAUCAUGGCCAGGGCAACCAGUCAAUCCUUCUUUCAUUCAUGCAACUCCCGGAGUUCAAAUGGUCACUGGUGGUGAUGCACUAGGGCAGCAAUAUAGCACUCCAUAUUCUGUGAUAUAUAAUAAUGGAAGUGACAUAAUAAUUGUGGGUCGUGGGAUCAUAAAGGCACCAAAUCCAGCCAAGGCAGCUCAUGAAUAUCGACUUGAAGGAUGGAAAGCUUAUAUGGACAAGUGCACUUGAGACUUCUAUUUUAUAAUUUAACAUUAGUAUAAAAAGGGCUUUUUACCAGGGGUUUUCUACGCCAGUUCCAAAAUUGCAGUAAAAAGUCAUUUUUAACCUCUGUAAAAAGUCCUCUUUUUUUUUGUGCUAGUGCAAGGCUGUGGUUGGAACAUGAAAAAUGGAUUUAAGAAAAGGGAAAAUGUGUGAGAGAGUAUUUUUAUUGUGCUUGGUGGAUGAAAAACUUAUUUUUUUUUUUAAUGAAAA